This is a messenger RNA of Verticillium alfalfae VaMs.102, 435 nucleotides long. RefSeq lists its product as hypothetical. Lineage: Eukaryota; Fungi; Ascomycota; Sordariomycetes; Glomerellales; Plectosphaerellaceae. The transcript has 2 exons. The record is from RefSeq and is a predicted model, not a curated record. Bases 1 to 435 code for a protein of 144 amino acids.
AUGAGCAGAGCGCUGGACGCGCUGCCGUUACAGCUCCAAUACGGCAACAUCACGAUACUCACCAGGAACAAGGCAGCAACGCAAGCGGUCAGCCGACCACACCACCAGUCGGGACAGGAAGACAUACGGCGCAUCUAUGCCACCAUCGGCAAGCUACGUAGCAGGGGAAACAGCGUCUCGAUCCGCUGGAUUCCCACUGGGACCGAAGGAGACCUCACGCGAACAGCGAAGGGAGCAGCCAAACGAAGCGCGAACCCGCAGAAGCUGCCGGUGAGAAGUCCGUACCGGGCGGCAUCAACCACGCUCGCGGCAGCGAGAAAGGACCAAGCAGACUGCCAGACCCUACCAGACGAAGUGGGCAAAUACUCCAAGAGAAUCGGCACGGCACUACCGGGAAAGCACACGCAGUGCUCGCACAACUACGAACGGGGAUGA